CUGACCUGAUGUGGACCGAAGCGUUUCUAACAUGAACUUUCUCCCUGGGAUCUGGUGGUCUCUUCCCUUGGUCUUGGUCUGGGCGACCCCACUAGUCACCUCCUCAUGGUGGUACAUGGGCGCCGUGGGCUCGUCGCGGGUGAUGUGCGACAACGUGCCGGGCCUGGUGAGCCGGCAGCGGCAGCUGUGCCGGCGGCACCCCGAGGCCAUGCUCUCCAUCGGCCGCGGCGUGGCCGCCUGGACGGCCGAGUGCCAGCACCAGUUCCGCCGGCACCGCUGGGACUGCAACGCCCUGGAGCGGGGGCAGCGCCUCCUCGGCCGCGUCCUGCUGCGCAGUAGUCGAGAAUCUGCUUUUGUACACGCCAUCUCCUCUGCUGGAGUUGUUUUUGCCAUCACCAGGGCAUGUAGCCAAGGGGAGCUGAAAUCCUGCUCCUGUGAUCCUGAGAAGAAAGGCGCUGCCAAGGACAGCAAGGGCCAUUUUGACUGGGGUGGCUGCAGUGAUAACAUUGACUAUGGCAUUAAAUUUGCCAGAGCCUUUGUGGAUGCCAAAGAACGGAAAGGAAAAGAUGCCAGGGCACUGAUGAACCUUCACAACAACAGAGCUGGAAGGAAGGCUGUGAAGCGGUUUUUGAAACAGGAGUGCAAAUGUCACGGUGUGAGUGGAUCCUGCACUCUAAGGACCUGCUGGCUGGCCAUGGCAGACUUCAGGAAAACAGGAGAUUAUCUGUGGAAGAAAUACAAUGGAGCAAUUCAGGUGGUCAUGAAUCAAGAUGGCACAGGUUUCACUGUGGCUAAUAAGAAAUUUAAGAAGCCAACUAAGAAUGACCUGGUGUACUUUGAGAGCUCUCCAGACUACUGUAUCAGGGACAGGGAUGUAGGGUCCCUUGGGACAGCUGGUCGGGUGUGCAACCAAACAUCCCGUGGCAUGGACAGCUGUGAGGUGAUGUGCUGCGGGAGAGGCUACGACACCUCCCGUGUCAGCAGGAUGACCAAGUGCGAGUGCAAAUUCCACUGGUGCUGUGCUGUGCGCUGCCAGGACUGCCUGGAAGUGGUGGACAUUCACACCUGCAAAGCACCAAAGAGCGCUGGCUGGAUUUCCCGGACAUGAUACACAGGCUACUGAUACUGAGGACCACAGCCUUUGCCUUUCCUGCUCUAUGCAGGGAAUGCAUCAGAGUUCUUUUUUACUUUCAUGCCUGUUUUACCUUUGCUCAUUGCACAGGAGCUGCUGAAAAAUUGAUAUAAACCCUGCAGCAUUUACUUUGCAUUUCUGCAUGACAUUGUUGCUGCAGAGUUGUCUCUGCAUAAACUGAUGCAGCUCUGGAAGGAUGUACUUCUGCCAAGACUCUUCCAACCACCAUGUUCCUUGUGGCAAUUCAUUCCUGCCAUCAAGAACACAAGAAGAUACAAAAUAUGGCACUUUUACAAGAUCACCACCAACAACUACAUGGGCUGGGCUUGCUCAAGCAUCUUCUGAAGGAACAGAAGGUCACAGUUGAGCCCUGGAUACUGAAUGGCUCAGGCGUUUGAGCCAUUGGUUGGUGAUUUCCCCAUUUAUGAAAAUUUGCGGCCAGAUUG
This is a messenger RNA of Sturnus vulgaris (Common starling), 1578 nucleotides long. NCBI's taxonomy places the organism in Eukaryota, Metazoa, Chordata, Aves, Passeriformes, Sturnidae. The record is from RefSeq and is a predicted model, not a curated record.